CCCAUCGCAAACCAAACCAAACGAAACUCUCCUGCCCGUCAAUUCUCACAAUCAACAUUCAAUAGAGCCUCAGCUGAUGUAACCACACCUCACUCCAAAUAUCGAAACGAGGCUGAGAAAUCGAAACACCACACCCGCACGCACACAACACACACACAUCACUGCCGGGCUGCCCACCCUUCCUCCUUCAAAAUGACAUCACCGGACGCCCCCGAAUCCCAGCCUGCAGCCAUCAACUAUGUCGCCGGCUUCCUCCUCGUCGGCCUGGCGUGGGGCUUCACGACCCCGUUUAUCCGCCGCGCCGCAAAGGACCACAACCCGCCCCCGCACCCGGUCCUCGACACCGACGCCGUCAAGAACAGCUGGCUCCGGAGCCGGGUGUACGGCGCCUUCUUCGGCGUUGUCGAUCUGCUGCGAAACCCGCGGUAUGCCGUGCCGCUACUGAUUAACUUGACCGGAAGUGUUUGGUUCUUCCUACUCAUCGGGCAAGCUGAAUUGAGUUUGACGGUCCCCAUUGUCAACACCUUGGCGUUCCUCUUCACUGUCAUUGGAGACUGGUGGGUUGAGAAGAAGGUCAUCAGUCGAGAAACCUUGGUCGGCAUGGUGUUGUCUCUUUCAGGCAUAGCGUUAUGCGUGCACAGCAAAACGAAGUAUUGAUUCUGAACCUCUAUGGCUUUUGGGGGCCGCUUUUUUUCCGAGAAGAGACAAGGUGCAUGCAGGAGAUCUGUGUAAACCGCUGUCUCGCUCGAGGUGCAUAAUGCAAGAUGUGGUGUUUGGCAUUUUCGGCCCAUGUAGAAUAUGUGUAAUAAAUAUAUACAGUAGAAGCGAAC
Molecule: messenger RNA, 830 nt
Organism: Colletotrichum scovillei
Lineage: Eukaryota; Fungi; Ascomycota; Sordariomycetes; Glomerellales; Glomerellaceae
Exons: 3
Coding region: 193-657 (154 amino acids)
Source: RefSeq, a predicted model, not a curated record